Messenger RNA from Apis mellifera (honey bee), 1673 nucleotides. RefSeq names its product macrophage erythroblast attacher (gene Kaz). The transcript is spliced from 5 exons. Gene Ontology annotation, molecular function: protein binding; ubiquitin protein ligase activity. Gene Ontology annotation, cellular component: nucleus; cytoplasm; GID complex. NCBI's taxonomy places the organism in Eukaryota, Metazoa, Arthropoda, Insecta, Hymenoptera, Apidae. Gene Ontology annotation, biological process: proteasome-mediated ubiquitin-dependent protein catabolic process. The record is from RefSeq and is a predicted model, not a curated record. The coding region runs from base 267 to 1433 and encodes 388 amino acids.
AUUACUAACGUUUUUAUCAUGCAUAAACAAAAUGAUAAUUAUCUUUGUUAAAAUACUACAAGAGAUUCCACGAUUCUUGAAGACAGUUUUUGUCAAAGUUGUUGUGUUCAUUAUUGUAUAUUUGUUUUUUAGUUUUGUGAUUUGUAUAAAAAGAGAUACACAAUUAUGAUACAUAAUAGUAAAAUAUUUUAGUUUAGUGACACAAUAAACAUAAGUUUUCUCGGAUUUUUAACUACAACUUUACGCGUAGUUUGAGCAUAACCAAUAUGUCAGACGUUAAAAGUCUCGAAUAUCCAACAUUGAAGGUUCCUUAUGAAUUACUUAAUAAAAAAUUUCGUUUAGCUCAAAAAGUCAUAGAUAGAGAAGCUUCUUAUGUACAAACAGCAGCUAAUGAAUUAAUGAAAGAUAAUAAAACAUCUGUUCCUGCUGGAGAAAUGAGCAUAUUGUUAGGAGGAGUUGUAGAGAAACUUCAAACUUUAAAAAGAAAAGCACAAGAAUCUAUUGCAGAAGAAUUACAAGCAGGAAUGGUUUGCAAAAGACGACUAGAACAUUUAAAAGAACAUGCUAAUACUGCACCAAGUGUUGUGAAUCAGUGGCGGCGACAAAGACUUGAUAGAAUGUUAAUAGAAUAUUUCCUUCGUAAAGGUUAUUAUACAACUGCAACUAAAUUAGCAGAUAGUAGUGAGCUUAGAGAUUUAACAAAUAUAGAUGUUUUUAUGGUAUCAAGAGAAGUUGAAGCAUCUUUAGCAAAUCAUGAAACUGCAAGGUGUGUUGGAUGGUGCUAUGACAAUCGAUCUAAGUUAAGAAAAUUAGGAAGUACUAUGGAAUUUAAUUUACGUGUACAAGAGUUCAUAGAAUUAGUAAGACAAGAUAGAAGGCUUGAUGCUGUCAAGCAUGCUAGAAAAUGUUUUACAAAUUAUGAUGAUUACCAGUUGCAAGAAAUUCAAUGCUGUAUGGGACAAUUAGCAUUUCCAGCUAAUACAUCUCUUAGUCCAUAUAAAGAUCUGCUAGAUGAAAAAAGAUGGGAUAGAUUAAUUGAACAGUUCAGACAUGAAAAUUAUAGACUUUUUCAAUUAGCAAGUCAAAGUGUUUUUACAGUAGCAUUACAAGCAGGUCUAUCAGCAUUGAAAACACCUCAAUGUUAUAGUGCAAAUAAAGAAGGCAGAAAUCCAAAUUGUCCAGUGUGCAAUGAAGCUCUCAAUGAGCUAGCAGUUCCAUUGCCUUUUGCUCAUUGUUCACAGUCAAGACUUGUUUGCAGUAUUAGUGGAAAACCAUUAAAUGAAUAUAAUCAACCAAUGAUGAUGCCAAAUGGAUAUGUAUAUGGAGAACAAGCAUUGGAAAAAAUGGCUCAAGAAAAUAAUGGUACUGUAAUUUGUCCAAAAACCAAAGAAGUGUUUCCAUAUAAAAAAAUAGAAAAAGUGUAUGUUAUGUAAUAAUUAUUGACUCAAACAUAAUUUGUAUUAUAUCUGCGUUUCAUACUAUGUACCAAUAUUAACAAAAAGAAUAACUUCUAUUUUUAAGGAAAUAUUUUUUUGCAAAUUUUCUUUAUGAUCAUCUACUAGAAUAAAAUGUGAUAUAAACGAAUAAUGUGUGGAAAACGUUCUAGUUUUUCGAUAUAAAAAGAUAUACAAAUUAUUAUUAUAAUGUAGUUGGAUAUUAAACAUAAAAUCUGA